Trichomycterus rosablanca is the source of this 6998-nucleotide messenger RNA. It is a transcript of the gene ppp2r3a, whose product is annotated as protein phosphatase 2, regulatory subunit B'', alpha. Gene Ontology annotation, biological process: protein dephosphorylation. Gene Ontology annotation, molecular function: calcium ion binding; protein phosphatase regulator activity. The transcript has 14 exons. Gene Ontology annotation, cellular component: protein phosphatase type 2A complex. The record is from RefSeq and is a predicted model, not a curated record. NCBI's taxonomy places the organism in Eukaryota, Metazoa, Chordata, Actinopteri, Siluriformes, Trichomycteridae. Bases 779 to 4228 code for a protein of 1149 amino acids.
AACCCUCCGGCGCGCAGUCAGUUUUCGGCGCGUUAUAGCGUGUGUAUUGUGUGUGUGUGUGUGUGUGUGUGUGUUCGCGUUGCGCCCUGUACGUGACCGUGUGUGUGUGUGUGUGUGUGUGUGUGUGUGUGUGUGUGUGUGUGUGCGCUGAAGUUUGGCUCGCUCGCUGCGUGUGUGAGCGGGUUUAGUUCGGGUUCAGUUCGGGUUCUGCGCAGUACCGGAUUCAUGUGGAUUUAGGAGCAGGAGGAACGGGAGUGCUGCACGGUGAGGUGGACUGGAGUGGACCGGAGUGGACCGGACUGGACUGCAGUGGACUGUGGCCGGACUUCACACCGCGGAUCGAGCCUGUCCCUCUGGAGCGGCGGAGACCCUGACGGGAGGAGGACGGAGAGCCGAGAGGAGAAGCGGGAGGACGAGAGGAAGCGAGGAACAUCUGUUAAACACAUCGAGAUGGACGUCUCAGCAGGAGUUCUGCAUUCUCCCUGGUGGAGAGAUGAUCCGGAGCGCCGCGUCUCGGCCUAUCAUUAGGCCACGGGGCCUCUCGCCGAGGAACGGAUAGCCCUGUCGCUAACGCUGUAAUUACCCUCCGUAAAGAUGGCGCUCAGCUAACGGCUCGGAGGGGAACGGUUUCCUCUGCGGCUUAAAGAUCUGCACAGGCAGCGGAAUUCGGUGGAAGCUCUUGAUUGCUGACGAGGCGACUUUUGUUCCCCCGGUCUCGGAUCGGCUCCAGUUUUUACUUCUUCUGUUGUUUAUUUGUAUUGUAUGAUUUAAUUAUAAGAUGGCGGUGAACUAUCGGGUCGUGGUCAGCAGUAUAAACUAUUAUAACAGCGUGACGGUGGACCAUCGCGUCCAACAGACCGUUCACUACUGCAACGGACCGUGUGGAGCCAUGAAACACGGACUCUGCUGCACCGUGGCUCAUCACAGCACCUGUGCUGAACUUUUGGAUGCGCCCGCGUCCCGGGUUUACCCGGACCGCCCGGUCGGCUACCAGGAACCCGCGGCCAAGCUCCUAGAGAACGGUGGAUGUAAUCACGUCGGAUUCUGCGAGGACUUCCACCAGACGGCGGCGAGAGGGAAGAAAGGCUCGGUGAUCCAAAGCUCGACCAGCCUGAAGGACAUCACGGGCGAGGCCAUCAACCUAGCCAGCGGAAAGACCAAGGAGUUCUCCUUCGAGAAGGCCAAGUACUCGUCCAGUCACGUGACCUUCAGGAAGGGUCGGAAGGUCAGGCCCGACUCGUUCAGCCGAAGAUCCACCGACCUGGAUAUCAUCUACGGACACUUCGGGAACGAUGAGAACUGUCCUCCGCAGAAGGCCGCACCAGAGGAGCAGAAGAUGAACCGGAGCGCCUCGCUGGAGCAGAACCUCAACAACGCGGCAGUGGCCUACCUCAACAGCCUGACGGAGGAGAACCUCAUCGCUCGGAUCCUGGAGAAGACCAAGAUGGACAGCAAUGCCUCCGGGGAGGACAUCAAAGCCUGCCUGGACAUCCUGCUCAAGUGCUCGGAGGAUCUAAAGAAAUGCACGGAUAUCAUAAAGCAGUGCAUCAAGAAGAAGUCGGUGACCGGCGACGGUGACGACUACGGAAAUCCAGACGCCAUCUACAAGACGAUGAUGGCCCGACUGUCCGGCUACCUGAAGAGGCUGCCUCUGGAGCUGGAGCUCGGUCUCGGAGGACGACAGGAGCACAGCGAUUUGUCCGAACUGGUGAACAGCCUCCAUGGACUCCAGCAAAGUCAUUUCUCUCCUUUCGGCCAUGAGCAGCCUCCUCGAUACGAAGAUGUCGUCCAAAACCCUCCAUCAACAAAAGUCCAGACCAAGGAGGCUCCUGAAAGUGCUCGAGACCUUACCGAAAGUCUAAAACCUGUUCCAGGCCAUUCACCUUCUCCUGGACUACAGUAUUCCAACCUGUCCUCCUCCCCCAGCAGCACCACGCCAUCCAACCUUCACCAGCCGGUCUUCACUGGUCACCGCGAUGCCUCAUCGUCCACCAACAGCAUCUCCAAAGACUCUUCAACGGUGGCGCUGUACAUCGAGGAAGAUAGCGAUAUAGGUCGCACACUGGACAGGAAGCAAGGUUUUGGUGCUUUGGAAUCCAGGCAGCUCUCCAAAGCACCUGAAGUAGCAUCAGAUCCUGAGCUCAGAAGGAACGGAACUGGAUUCAGAUCGAAGAAUGAACCCGGAGGUUCAAACCAGACUUACCUGUUGCCUUCAACCAUGGGGGCAAAGACGUUCGCCAAUCCAUCGCAGAUCAGCAAAGAAGUCGACGACGACAUCGAGAAACUACUGAUGGACUUGGAGAGUCUCUCUCAGAACAUGGAGAAGGAACCUCCUCUACCACCCAAGCAGAAGCAUUUAAACGCCAACCUGAAGACCCCACGCCAGGUCAGCCCCUCCGUGACUAAAGGUCCUUCCGCCACCUCGUCCGGCGGUUCAGCGAAUCGUGGCACCGAAGAGGCGGGCGAGGAGGACGACGGUGCUUUUCUGCUCCGGAUCCUGGAGAGCAUCGAGAGCUUUGCUCAAGAGCUGGUGGACUGUGGUGCCGGAACAGGAACCCCGAAGUCCAAAGAAUGUGAGGUGAUGCGCCUCCUCCAGGGCACCCUGGCGACUCCCAAGACUAAAACGACUCCUGGACCCGAAGUUGAUGCGAUGAACUCGCUGGCACCUUCAGGAACGCUUUCAUCUCCAGCUACACCUUCGGUUUUGGAUGCACCAGGACCUGUGACUGCUCCUACAGCGGCUCCUGCGAAGGUCCUGAACACCUUCACCGCUGGAUGGGACACGGGGUCCGGCAUCCUCAUCCAGCAGACGCCUGAAGUCAUCAGGAUUCAGCCAGAGAAGAAACCCGUCUCUCCUCCUCCUCCGCCUGUUCUCCGUACCCCUACUCCGCCCCCAGUGGCCCCGCCUCCACCACCCUCCAUCAACAUUCCACGCUUCUAUUUCCCCACGGGCCUCCCGAACCUCGGCUCCAGCAACGACGAGGUCGUGGCAAAGACCGAGGCGGCCUUCGCCGAGCUGCAGGAGGAGAAAGCCGACAUCUACGAGAUGGGCAAGAUCGCCAAGGCGUGUGGCUGCCCGCUGUACUGGAAAGCCCCCAUGUUCAACCGGGCAGGAGGUGAAAGGACGGGCUUCGUCACCGUCCAUUCAUUUAUGGCCACGUGGAGGAAGGUGUUACAGAGCUGCUACGACGACGCGUCCAAGUUUGUUUACUUGCUGGCCAAGCCGGGCUGCACCUACCUGGAGCAGGAGGAUUUCAUCCCUCUACUGCAGGACGUGGUGGACACUCAUCCAGGCCUGACGUUUUUAAAAGACGCUCCUGAAUUCCAUUCCCGCUACAUCACCACCGUGAUCCAGAGGAUAUUUUACACAGUGAACAGAUCGUGGACGGGCAGGAUCAACAUGACUGAGAUCCGGAGGAGCAACUUCCUGCAGACUCUGGCUCUGUUAGAGGAGGAGGACGACAUUAAUCAGAUCACUGAUUAUUUCUCCUAUGAGCAUUUCUACGUGAUUUACUGUAAGUUCUGGGAGCUGGACGCCGACCACGAUCUCUUCAUCGACCCCAAAGACCUGUCACGAUACAACGAUCACGCUUCAUCCAGCAGGAUCAUCGAGAGGCUUUUCUCAGGAGCGGUGACUCGGGGAAACUCAGUGCAGAGAGAAGGACGGAUGAGUUACGCCGAGUUUGUUUGGUUCCUCAUCUCAGAAGAGGACAAAAAGAACCCGACAAGUGUGGAGUACUGGUUCCGCUCUAUGGACCUGGAUGGAGACGGUGUACUCUCCAUGUACGAGCUGGAGUAUUUCUAUGAGGAGCAGUGUGAAAGGAUGGAGGGGAUGGGAAUUGAACCUCUACCAUUCCAGGACCUGCUUUGCCAAAUGCUCGACCUCGUCAAACCAGAAAGCCAAGGUAAAAUCACUCUGCGGGAUCUGAAGCGCUGCAGAAUGGCGCACAUCUUCUUCGACACGUUCUUCAACCUGGAUAAAUACCUGGACCACGAGCAGAGAGACCCCUUCUCCGUCCAGAAGGACGUGGACGGUGAAGGUCCUGAACCCUCAGACUGGGAUAAAUACGCAGCAGAAGAAUACGAGAUUCUGGUAGCGGAGGAGACGGCCAGUGAACAUCUACAGGAGGGGUCCUUCGAGGAUGAUUACGAGUGUGAUGAACUCUCCCUGCCAUCUGAAAUGGGAAAUAAAAUGAACAGUCUGGUGAUCUCAGAUCUGUCGGCGUGAUCGUCCAGUGAUCCCAGUGAUCCCAACGAUCCCAACGAUCCCGGUGAUCCCGGCGCUUCAAACUAAAAACAAUCUCACUUUUCUACAGUGCAAAAACACUCUGUGUGUGUGUGUGUGUGUGUGUGUGUGUGUGUGUUCGUACGCUACCAUCAAGGCUUCAUGUGCAAUAUGUCUUAACCAUAACCGCGAACGUCAGGAUCCGAUUCGUCCUCUCUUCACCUCCGGCUGGAACAGAAAAGACUUUUACAGAGACGAGGCGAAAGUAUCCGGACGCUUCGUUAUAAAGCGCUUCAGCGUGAGUGAAAUGAUGCACAUAAACACACUGGUUACAGUAGAAGGUGACUGUGGGGUCGGCCUGACAGGUUAAUAGUUAUUUCUGUUAAUCGAGCCGACGAGUCGAGGAGUUUUCUGAUUAGAGGUCUAGAGAGUUUAGCCUCCCUUAGUUUCUCUGUUGUGCCUGUAGGGGGCGACACUGAGUGAUAAAAAUGUUCAUGCCCAAAAUCUACUAAAUUAAAUGUAGUCAAAAGUCACCUGGGUGCCCCCCAGUGGGCAUGAUUGGCAGACACAAUUGGCCAGAGUUAGCAGAUGCGCUAAGGGCUAACGUUAUCGUUCACACUGGACUCUUGGUUCCGAGUUUUCUGUACGGGGUGAAGCAGAAGCGACGGGAUUCCAGGGAAAGAACGUAACGGAUUUGGUGGGCGGCUAACGCUAAUUAGCUGCUAGUUUAUUUAAUACGACGGCGAAACGCAAGUGACAAGCGACGGUGUGAAAGCGGUGAAGCAAACGUCCGGUGUGUUCGAUACGAUGAAAGAGUAAUAAUAAUAAUAAUGUAGUGGCUCCUAGUGGCUGCUUGAUGUAUUGCAUGUUAAAACAGUCAUAAGAAACGUGAUGGUGGUGGCAUCACUCUUCAGAUUUUUAUUUAACGAAACAUUUUGGUUUAAACCCUCAAUAAAACACCACAAAAAAACAUUUAUACUUAAAUCGAAAUGUUUCAGUAUGUACGUCCGACGCAACCUGUUAGGUUAGCAUUAACGUCAGCAUAACAUUAGUGUAACGUUACAUACAUCAGCGCUAAAUAACAUUAGCGCAACGUUACAUGCAUCAGCAUUAAAAAACAUUAGCCAAAUGUUACAUACAUUAGCAUUACAUCACAUUAGCGAAACGUUACAUAUGUCAUCAUUACAGUACAUUAGCAUAACGUUACAUACAUAAUGAUAACAUUAUGUUAGCAUAAUGUUUCCUACGUCAGCAUUUUAGUUAAUUAGCGUCACAUUAAAUUAGCAUAACAUUACAUUUGUCAGUAUUGAAUUCAAUUAGCAUAACGUUACAUUAGUCAGCAUUAGAUUGUUAGCAUAAUGUCAGCGCUACAUCACGUUAGCGUAACAUUACAAAUGUCAGCGUUACAUUACAUUAGCGUACCGUUACAGUCUGAUAAACAAGUGUACGUUUAUAAUCUAAUAUUCUGUUAUACCUCCAACAUUUUAAGCAUAAGAAGCUUUGAACGUUCAAAGUAGCACCGCGUACAUUUAGCAUAACAGUAUAUCCGCCCAAAAUCAUUCUGUGUACAUUUAGCAUAGCAUUUCUAGCACACCAGGCUAACAGUAUUUAUUUCUCUCUGCUCACUUUGAAAAUGCAGCGAACGUUUCUCUGCUGCUAAAUAAAUAAAAUAAAACAAACUUUUAGCCCCUAAUUGUUGAUUAGCCAGGUGACUGAAGUUAGCAACAUGAGCUAACAGUUAGCAGGUGUGUGUAAAUGAUGGCGUGUUUAUAAGCGCUGUGCUACUUCUGGUUAUCUCUGUUCCUCGUCCACCUACACUCUCUCUCGCUGUCUGUUAAAGAGUGUGUGUGUGUGUGUGUGUGUGUGUGUGUUGGAUUAGCAUCAGCGCUAUCGAGCACACGGUGUAACUGUACACUGUUUUAAUGUAAUUACUGUAAAAUAUAUAGUAUAAUAUAAAUAUUUAUAUACGUGUGUGUGUGUGUGUGUAGUUAGCGCUGUACAUGCCUCUGUGUUUUAUUUGAUUUUUAUUUGAUUUGAUUGACGGUGUCGGGCGCGGCCACUGCGUGGCGGGCGGAGUUUAAGCCGUGACGGACGGCUGUAGUGUUACCAUAGCGACACAUGUUCAGCCGCACGACGCCGGAGCGACACCGGGGCGGGGCGGAGCGGGGCGGAGCAAUAACGAACCUGCUGUAGCUUUAGGAGUUUAUUUAAGAUGAAACGGUUCAUCCGUCACUGAUCUAUGCAAACGUAGCGCCGCUGAUCUCCCGCUGAUCUCCCGCUGAUCUCCCGCUGAUCUCCCGCUGAUCUCCCGCUGAUCUCCGACUGUUCGGCGUCCGACUGUUCGUGUGCACUUUUAUUUGAAAGUUUUUUUUAAUCAUGUAGCUUUAUGCUAAUGAUGCAGAUAUAUAAAAAGUUCCACGUGUAAUUUGUUGUCUUGCUUUUGGACUUGUUGAGGUUUUUACCACGAGGUUCCUCAUGUGAUCGCAUGAUUCUUUUUCUUUCUCUCAUUUUGUCUUUUUUUUUUUUCUUUUGAAAAUAAAUAAAUCAAUAAAAAUGAUUUAAAAAAGCUGUUUAUUUUAUUUAUACUGACAUUCCCUUGCUGUGUUGUUACGCCUCCGUCCACUUCUCUCUGUUUUUUCUGUAACGAAGCCUGAACGGUUUGUGGUUGGAUGUUGAAACGUUCUCCAAGAAGAAAUAAAAAUGAAGAAAUAAAAGUGAGAUCUGCUGAUCAGGGUGUGGCUCUCCAUGCACAAAGCUGAUCCACAUAUGAACU